UCUUCUAUCCCGACUGACGUUGGACAACAAAGAUGGCUGCAGGAACCAGCAAUUAUUGGGAAGAUCUCAGGAAACAGGCUCGACAGCUGGAAAAUGAACUUGACCUGAAACUAGUUUCCUUCAGUAAACUAUGUACAAGUUACAGUCACAGCAGUGCCCGAGAUGGAAGACGCGACAGGUAUAGCUCUGACACAACACCCCUUUUAAAUGGAUCAAGCCAAGACAGAAUGUUUGAAACAAUGGCAAUUGAGAUUGAACAGCUUUUGGCAAGGCUUACAGGAGUAAAUGAUAAAAUGGCAGAAUAUACCAACAGUGCAGGUGUCCCAUCUUUGAAUGCUGCACUGAUGCAUACAUUACAGAGGCAUAGAGAUAUUUUGCAGGAUUAUACACAUGAAUUCCAUAAAACCAAAGCAAACUUUAUGGCAAUACGGGAAAGGGAGAAUCUCAUGGGAUCAGUACGAAAGGAUAUUGAGUCAUAUAAAAGUGGGUCUGGAGUAAACAACAGAAGAACUGAACUAUUUUUGAAAGAACAUGACCACCUUCGAAACUCAGAUCGUCUGAUAGAAGAGACAAUAAGCAUUGCUAUGGCAACAAAAGAAAAUAUGACUUCCCAGAGAGGAAUGUUGAAGUCGAUUCAGAGCAAAAUGAAUACUUUGGCCAAUCGUUUUCCUGCUGUGAACAGCCUGAUCCAGCGGAUCAAUCUUAGGAAGCGGCGAGACUCCCUCAUCCUGGGCGGAGUCAUUGGCGUCUGUACCAUCCUGUUGCUGCUGUAUGCUUUCCAUUGAUGGAACGCCUUGGGGGACUCUUGGCGGCCUCCACUUUCACACCCUGAUCUGGAAUAAGGAAAUGUAGGAAGGAGAAGUUGAUUGUCCUGAUGAUUAGCCUGACCAGCAGGAGUAAUUCAGGACUGACAGCGGUGGACUCUGUGUCGUGGUCAGGGUGAGCUGAAGCCACAGUUUCUCUAUGCUGUCUUUUCUAACACACAUUUCCUUCUGUUAUGAGUUAAAAAAAAAAAAGUGUCAGUUGCUUUUGUCUUCCCAGGAGGUAAGUAAACCAAUCAGAAACAGAGUUUCUGUGCUUCAGUAAUAGUAUGGAAGGCUGAUGACAAGCCAGGUCUUACAGCUGGACUCCAGAAAACCAGGUUUCUCUGUAUCCAAAGACUGCAUUCCUUUUAGCCCCCAGACUGGGUUGUGAAUAAAAAUAGUUCUUGUGCUUUUAUUUGACACUCAUGAUGAGAAACCACAAGUCAUUUCCUAAUAAGCUGUACUAUAAAUUUCUAUUCUGUGUCCCUGUUUUGGUAUUCAAGGAAAAUUACAUUUUUCACAGAUUCUUUGAGAUGCCAACAGGUCAACUUCAACACAGUUGCGGUUGUCUGAAACAGAAGACAAACACUGCAAAAAAACUUUUUUUUUUCCUUCUUUUUGUAAAUUGUAUGCACACUGGGGUUGACUAUAUUACUGGAAAAGCAUCAAGAAUAACAGGCUUUUUUGUCAGUCGUUGUUUUGAUUUUUUGUUUAUUUCUUUCAUUGGAUUAAUAUUUUCUACUACAAGUCAAUGAAAUUCCAGUACUACCAUGAUAAAAGUAACUAGUAGCCAGUGUCUGUCAUUGCCCUCACCAGUUCCUCAGAGUGAGCGGACUGCUCAGUUUUCAACUGAUUAUUCAACAAGCCUCAUGUAAAAAGACAUUGACUGAGGGGUCACCAUCCAGAUGAUUCCAUUUGUAAAUGCUCCGUGGUCUAGGAGCAAAAGUUUGAGAACUGCUGCCUGAUGUACUAGGAAUUCUGGGUUUUAUGAAAAUCUGUUCAUUCCAAAUCUGUUAAGAUUUCCCAAACAUCCAGAGAACUGUUUUACUGUUAAAGGUGCACGUAACAGAAUCUGUCUCCAUCUGCACCUGUCUUCUACUACCAUCCCUGGACAGUGACAAAAUUUUUAAACUACCCACCAGAAUUCUUUUCAGGUUUAACCAUUUCUCCAUUUCUGUAAAUGUGUGACUUGUCUAACUGAACUACCACAGACAGCUUGAAGACUUCAGCAUCUGCACUCCUCACCAAGAAAGUUGCUCCUCACCAUUGCAAUUGACUCUGGUAUUGAUAGUAUUGGCUUCCCUGUGCCACAGGGAAUAAAAGGAUAUUAGUGUGUAGUUCUUAACUGCAUCACAGUGCGUGGGUGAGGACAUUCAGGUGAACUCAGUCACAGGCUGAUGGUUAUGCUAACCCCUGGUCUGGUACAGAAACAAAGGUUUUUCCUUCUGGUGUCAAAGUUUUAUUAUGUCCUGGGUAUGAAAGGCAUUUGAUACUUUUUUUUUUUAAACUACGGGGUUUAUUUUUCUAAAUAUGGGUUGAUCGAUCAGUUACUUGAUUGGGGAUGACCUUAAAAGAAAGUCUGAGUUUUCCCAACAUGAACCUUAAAGGAUCAGAGAAGUUCAUUUAUUAAAUUCUCUGUUGGGAGAACAAAACUUCUCUCCCCUGACACUUUAUUAUUAUCUUUGAUUUUUCAAAGGGCCUUGAUUGGUGAUUGUGCCUCAGCUAAAAUUUAUUAGGACUUUCAUUGCUAUAUGGUUGGCAUUUAUAAAAUCUGAAGUAUCAUAAAUAAAGUUAUUUAUUUAAUUAUAAAAAAAA
This is a messenger RNA of Lutra lutra (Eurasian river otter), 2618 nucleotides long. Its product is annotated as Golgi SNAP receptor complex member 1. Gene Ontology annotation, molecular function: SNAP receptor activity. Gene Ontology annotation, biological process: endoplasmic reticulum to Golgi vesicle-mediated transport; vesicle fusion. The record is from RefSeq and is a predicted model, not a curated record. Lineage: Eukaryota; Metazoa; Chordata; Mammalia; Carnivora; Mustelidae. The transcript has a single exon. Gene Ontology annotation, cellular component: Golgi membrane; Golgi medial cisterna; cis-Golgi network. The coding region runs from base 33 to 785 and encodes 250 amino acids.